Molecule: messenger RNA, 2433 nt
Organism: Hyaloperonospora brassicae
Lineage: Eukaryota; Oomycota; Peronosporomycetes; Peronosporales; Peronosporaceae
Source: the annotation of a GenBank genome assembly
AUGGCCGCCACGACGCUUCGGAGCGACCGCCGCGCCGCCGACGGCCGCGUGCUCGCACUGCAGGACCUCCUUUCGGACUUUGAAGCGAAGCAGCGCGCGCUGCUGCUCAUGGCCAUGGACAAGGCCGUGGACAAGGCCAUGAAGAAGCAGAGCGAGAUGCUCGAGGCCAUCCGGACGACCGUCGAGACGCGGCACUGCGCGGCGGUGCACGAGGUGCGGGACGACAUGGCGCGUCUCCAGCCGUCGCUGCUGCUCGGGACGCUCAUUGGCCGGACCAUGGACGUGCAGCAGAACCCCGGCCUGGUGAACUGGAUGGCCCGCGACGACAGUGGCAGUAGUUGUAGUAGUAGUAGUAGUACUACUACUACGCGGGACAAGACGCGGGACGAAACGGGCGACAGUGACCGCAAUAGCGACAAGAGCAGUGACACGGGCAGCAGCCACGGGCGGCGGUGCCGCAAGGACGAAGUGCUCGCGUGCCUGGCCAAGCUGCGCGGCCACCUGGAGGCGCGACAGGGCAAUGCCUUUCGCAGCGACUUUGAAGUGCUGUUGGUUUUGUAUAUGGAGUACCUGGGGAUCCCUAUGGAACACGGUGCGCGCCUGAAUAAUCGGAUUGAAGAUUUGUACCAAGGGUUGCUGGAUAAAGCGGGCGCCAAGCAUGAAUUAAUGCACCUCGUGCACCGCGUGCGCUGGGCGUGCUUUGGCGUGCGCGCGAUUGGCAACGCCCGCUCGCACGAAGCGACGUUGCUGUCGGAGAGUGAAAUUUUUGAACUGUGUGGCUGCUUUAGCGCACUGGGCGCGGGCUUACCGACGCUGGCGCUGGAGUUUAAUGUGUCAAAGAAAUGUCGGAACGAUAGCGAGGGAUCGUUGAUACCAAGUGAUAAGCAAGUACUUCGAGAGUCGUCUAAUUCGGGUAAAGAAAUGGCCAUGCUGGCGCAAUUACGCCAAGCGGCUGCUGCUGGCACCAGUAGCGACCAGACGCCGUUUGACUUUAUUAUCCAACUUAUGGCGAACAAUGGAUUUCAUGUCAACAAUACGUCGGCGUCGCCACGGGGCCCACCGGCGUCGCCAAGUAAUAGUCCGCCGUUGCUCCCGCCCGGGUUCAGGAACGAUAGCUUCACUUUAUCUGGCUCUGCCCCGUCACCAUCGGUAUCGGUAUCGUCGAAACCGCCAGGCUUGACGGAUCUGAGCUUGUCGAGUUUGAGUUUACACGGCUCCAACAUGAAUGGAACGUCAUCAUCAGCUUUGAACGGCUUAAAUUUGCACGGAUCAACAAUGAAUGAAGGAUCAUCAACAAUGCACGGGGGAUCGUCAACAAUGAGCGGAUCUACGUUUAAUGGGUCAGCGUUUAAUGGCUCAACGUUGAACAGCUUGAAUUUACACAGCUUCGACUCGGGCGACCGCACGUCGAGUCAUGUGCCCCCGUUGUCGCGGCUCGGCUCGAUUGGCAGCCUCAAUAACAACGCGAGUCAAUCGGUGCCAGUUCCGCUUCGAUACAGUGACAAAGCCAGUGGCGUGUGGUCGCAGCCACCGCUUCCGCCCAGCUAUGCGACGCCGCCGAGAAAAGCGAUGCACUCGCCAAUGUCGUUGGGGUAUCGUGAUAGUCCACCAGAUCGCUCGCCGCAUUCGCUACGAGCUGAAAGCCCGGUACGAAGUUCGUUGAACCCACUACAAAUGUCCUACAGAGUCGAGAGUCAGCCGAAGGCAGCGCCGCAACCUCCUGCAGCCCCGCAGAACGAAGUACCAUCGCAAGCCAAUUUGGCACUCGUCUCGACGUUUACGCUGUAUCACCAUCGCCCGACGGAACUGCCCAGGGAAAGCGAUCGCGUUCGCAAGGCCAUGUUUGCGCGUAUGCUGAAUCAUAUGAACUCAUUGCCGAAAGCGACGUUGUGCCCGCUGUUGCCGAGCCACGACCCGACGUGCCCGCUCUCACACACGUACAUGGAGGUGAUGUCGUACAACCCGCUGUACAAGCGCUUGGUGUGCCGCCAGCCGUCUCACUACUGGGGAAGCCAAGUGAGUGAAGACGAGAGCUGUGUGUGUUUGCACAUUGACACGGGGCUCACGUGGGAGUGGAUGGACGAAGCGCGUGACAAGCGCAUGUACUGCCUUCGUGGCGCCAAGUGCAUCAAUGCCAAUUGUUUCAAGUCCCACUCGUUUGAAGAAAUGUGCUGGUACAACCCGUCCUACAAGAUUAAACGCUGUACCGUGCGCGCGCACGACCACAUCGCACGCGCGCGUGGCACGAUCGCGCCUCCGCUCGACUGCAGCUAUUACCAUAUUGAAGAAGGCAAGAACGCCGACAAGCGCGACUUCACGGCGGAACACGACCACGUGGGCAAAGAUAUCAAGAUGCUCUUUACCGAGCGCACGCACAAGCCCCUGGCCGAUCUCCUCGAAGCUGUUCGCUACGCGCGUGCCCACAACCUCUAA